Molecule: messenger RNA, 2415 nt
Organism: Medioppia subpectinata
Lineage: Eukaryota; Metazoa; Arthropoda; Arachnida; Sarcoptiformes; Oppiidae
Source: the annotation of a GenBank genome assembly
GUGCCCGUCGGUUGGGAAGUGAACCAAAUAUCGUGCGGACCGACGGGACUGGUUUGGGCGGUCGCGUGGGACGGAUCGGCAUUAGUCCGCUCGGGAGUCAAUAGGGAUACUAUUUAUGGGAAUGAAUGGAUUCGAGUGGAGGCGCCCAAUGAGUCCAAACUAAUGCAAGUGUCGGUCGGUGUCGACAGUGUUUGGGCCCUAACUAGAGAUGGAAAGGUAUGGUUUCGUAAAGGCAUUCGUGGACUCAAUUCGGGUCAUAACGAUAAUUGUGCGAUCGGUUCGGGUUGGGUUGAAAUGAUGCAAGAAAUGUCUCUAUUGUCGGUCACCUCUAAUGAUCAGGUUUGGGCCUUAAGUCCCGAUAAGAAGAGUCUUUAUUUCCGAACCGGUAUUUCAUUCGGAGAAUUGACGGGAAAGGCGUGGAAACUGAUGGCUCGACAACCGAUCAAUGUUUGCAAUCAAAGAAAUGCCAUUAAAGCCAUUGAACAACAAUUGGACUCAAUUAGCAUAUCAUCGCAAGACUCGCUAUUUUCAUCAAAUAUCGCAGAUUCCGAAACUCAGGCCUGGAUUUGGAUCUCAGCCGCGAGUUGUGCUCUCAAUACCGACGCAUAUCUUCAGAUCUCUUGCCCAUCGCAAGAGUCGCAAACAUCACUCGAUGUCUUAACUCUUAGGGAACAAAGUAUUUCUUCAGACGAGUGCGACUGGAAGUCAACGAUUAUAACGCAACUCAACAGAAGAUACGAAAUAGAAAUGAAGGAUUUUAUGCCGUUAUAUCAGAAAGCGAUUGAAUCGGGUGUUUGGGUAAAGACCGGCACAUGUAUUGUCGGCAAUAUAGACAAGACGAGUACCGUUUGGUCUCCGGGUUUACUCGAACUCCAAAGACAUGGCGUCGAGAAGACCACCGAAAGCGGAACUCUAACCAUAACGUACUCUAAUUCAUCUCAAAAGACAAAAGUGAAUCGAAAAAUGUUAAAUUUGGCCGAAAUUAGUUGUGCUUUCAUUGAUUCGUCGGAGCACUCAAUGUAUUCAAUAAGCAAUUGUUUAGUGAUUUGUGGCAAUAGUUUUGUAACGAAACUAAAAUUUCAAACGGACACAGAAUUAAAUGAUUGGUUGGCAACCAUUAAUCUGGUUUGCGGUGAUCUUCAUGGUAUCAACGGUACCACUGCUAUGUCUGGAGCCCUUCUCUACUGUUUAACGCAAAAAGGCGAUCUAUAUGUUGGCCAUCAGUUGAGUUCGGACAACGUUUUCUACUACCUCUUCAGUGGCGGUCACUUUAAAUCGGUGACCACUUGUUUAGCUAUUUCGUGGGCCAUCUCUUACGACAGUGUGCUUUGGGUUUAUAAUAACGGGACCGGAGGUGGCGUUUAUAAUGACUUGACUGGCGUUACCAGUAAUUGCAACCCAAUGUCUGAUACCAUGUCUUUCUGUUGUUACGAAAACCAACGAUGGAAUCCAUUGAGUGGUUUUGCGCCAAAAGGAUUGCCAACCGAUCGGUAUAUGUGGAGCGAUGAGACGGGUAAACACGAACUCAUUAAGGAUAAUAUUAAACUCCCGUCCAAACAAUGGCAAUGGCUUAACGAUUGGAGUAUUGAUUACUCAACACCUGACGGCGUGGACUCCGAUGGCUGGCAAUACUCCAUAGAUUUCCCUUUUGAUUAUCAUUCCGACCGAAAGUUUACAGACUAUGUCCGCAGAAGACGAUGGUUUAGAAAAUGCAGACUAACGACAACCGGUCCGUGGAGUGCCAUCACCAGCACCUCUAUAAUCAGUUCAUCCAUUUAUUGUUCCAAACUUAAUACACAAUCCAACGAAGAAGUGAUACUCAAUUGUUGGGCCAUUUCAGGCGAUGGCCACUCGUUGUGUCGAUUGGGAGUCACUCCGCAGUGUCCUCGGGGUCUCUCUUGGGAACACGUGUCGUGCGAACAACCAUUCAUUUACAUAAGUGUCGGCGGAAACGAUAAUUUUAUACAAGUUUGGGCGACAGCGAGAGAUGGGUCCGCUUUCUUAAGACACGGUAUCAGUCGUACAUGUCCUGCGGGAACCGUUUGGUUUCACAUCGAAUCGCCGCGACCUAAGUGUCCGCUCAAACAGGUUUGCGUCGGAAAGACCAGUGUUUGGGCCGUCGAUGAGAAGCACAGGCUAUGGUUUAGGGAAGAAAUCGUCGCAACAUUUCCAGAGGGGACUCACUGGAAGAAAGUGGACGACUGUGUCCUCAAAAUAUGUGUUAAUAAUUAUAACGAUUUGUGGGCUAUUGUCGGCACUCAACACAACGACUCGAUUGCCUAUAAAGUGGCCAAAAGAAUGGGUGUUUCCGAUGAACUCAGAGUCGGAACCGAUUGGCAAACGUUUAAUAAACAUUUGGAUUGUUUUCAAUUUAUUAGUUCCGCAAAUAAUAGCUAUUGUGACACCAAAUUGUGA